ACUGAUGUAAAAUCACUCUGACUUUUCCUUAGUUUUUAAAAUGGCGGCCCGAGUGAUAUCACGGUCUUAUAGCGCUGGUCUUUUGAAAAAUGGCAAUCGUAUUGCCGUUCAAAAGGUGAAUAGUUUUUCAACCGGGCCAACGUUGAAAGUUGACAAAAAGUGUUGGAUUGUAGGUACACUCGCUAGUGUAACUGGUGGCGUUUGGUACGCUUUGGAAUCUGUUAAUGCAUCAGAUCCCAAAGCAAUGCCAUCGCCUUUGCCAUGGACCCAUAAAGAUUUGUUGAAAGGAUAUGAUCAUGCCAGCAUGCGACGUGGUUAUGAGGUCUACAAACAAGUGUGUGCUUCAUGCCAUUCAUUGCAAUACCUCGCUUACCGUCAUUUAGUUGGUCAAACUCAUACGGAAGAAGAAGCCAAAGCUGAAGCUGCAGAAAUGACCGUUGUCGAUGGUCCAGAUGAUACGGGUGCUAUGUUCGAGCGUCCAGGUCGAUUGACUGACUACAUUACGGGCCCAUACAAAAAUGAACAAGAAGCACGUUUCACAAACAACGGUGCCUAUCCACCAGAUCUUAGUCUUAUUGUUUUGGCUCGUAAAGGCGGCGAAGAUUACAUUUUCCACUUGCUUACCAACUACACGGACACUCCAGCCGGUGUAAAACUAGGCGAAGGCCAAGCUUAUAAUCCAUAUUUCCCAGGCGGUGCUAUUGGUAUGCCACAAGUCAUUUACGAUGGCCUCGUUGACUAUGCCGACGGAACACCAAAUUCGGCAUCACAAUUGGCCAAGGAUGUUGUAACAUUCUUGACAUGGGUGGCUGAUCGUAGUCUUGAAGAUAGAAAACAGAUUGGUAUUAAGGCGCUCCCAAUAUUAUUCUUAAUGUUUGCUGGCUCUUGGUACGCAACCCGAUUCAUAUUCAAACCAUUGAAAACAACCAAAUAUGAAUUCAUUUCAAGAAUCCGAAAGCAAAAGUUUUAAAUUAAUUUAAACGAGAGAAACCAACAACAACAACAAUAAUAAUAAAACAAAAACCAGAAACAAAAUAUUACCAUCAAUUAAUGAAACAAGUGUUUGUGAAUAAAAAAUUUAUUCGAAAAAUUGCAAAUAAAUAUGAGACCGUAAGAGUUAAAUUAAAUAGAC
This is a messenger RNA of Sitodiplosis mosellana (orange wheat blossom midge), 1132 nucleotides long. RefSeq lists its product as uncharacterized. NCBI's taxonomy places the organism in Eukaryota, Metazoa, Arthropoda, Insecta, Diptera, Cecidomyiidae. The record is from RefSeq and is a predicted model, not a curated record. Bases 41 to 970 code for a protein of 309 amino acids. Gene Ontology annotation, molecular function: heme binding; electron transfer activity. The transcript is spliced from 6 exons. Gene Ontology annotation, biological process: mitochondrial electron transport, ubiquinol to cytochrome c.